CUACGUUGCUUCGUUUCCAUUGCUCUGUUCCCGUUCCAAUUUCCGCUUCCUGGUUCCCGUUGUCCUUCAUCAGCCAGCAGUAGCCACGCCGCCGAGCAAUUCUCCAUUGGUCGCUGCCAUCGUCGAACGCCGUCGGCGACCUUCCUACUCUAUCGCACGGUGGGCUCGGCCGAACCAUGGCAGCGGCGAUCUCCCCUCUCUGAUUUAAGCUUUCUUCAUUAACCGAGAUUGCAGGAUUGAUUGGGGGCUAUUUUCCGGUGGUUGGCCGGCGGGUGGCCGGUGGUGACUAUGACCGUGGUGCUGGACAGAUUUGACGGGUCCAAUUUUGACCCAAUUGGUUCAAUUGGGUCCAAUUGGGUUUGUUCUUGUGCAAUUGGGUCUAAUUGGGUUGGAAUUGGGUUGUUGCACGACUCGUUUGGGCAAACGGUGUGUUUGGGCCGGUUGGCGGGGAUGCCCGGACCGGCUGUUCGGGCCGGUUGGUGGGGCUGCCCGGGCCGGUUGACCGAGCUAUUUGGGCCGGCAGUAAGGGGCUACCCAAUUGGGGCAGCGGGUCAGGUUGCUGGGUCGGUCCGGUGGGUUGUCGCGCUGAUCCGGUGUAAAUUGAUACUGUUUCGACGGGUGCAGCAAACCUAAGGAUAAGUCCUUAGUCCCGAGUUCGCGACACAGGUAAUAACAAGCUGAUCCAGGAGAGCACGGAGAUGGAGGAGAUGUACGGAUGCAGGACUCAAACCGUUAACAAAUAUGGUGGUUGUAAUGUAACUCGUUUUCUGAUAAUGAUUUAUUAAAGAUGUUUAUUUAAAAUAACAGUUUUGCUUCCGCGCUGUUUUGAAUUAACUCCGAUAAACGUUCAAGUUUUAAUUGAAAUGUUGGAUGAUUAAUUAAAUGUUUUUAAUUUAU
Messenger RNA from Cuscuta campestris, 897 nucleotides. Lineage: Eukaryota; Viridiplantae; Streptophyta; Magnoliopsida; Solanales; Convolvulaceae. The record is from the annotation of a GenBank genome assembly.